AUGGCCCACCUUAGCAGCGGGAAGCCCGGUGGUGACGUCAUGGGUUAUGUCCUCUUCGCCGACAGCACCGUGUGCUUCCUCCUCGCACUGAGCCUGCUUUACUCCAGGCGGAAACUCUGGAUUUCCGGCUUUCACCCGACCUACGUGACCUGCUCUGAUGAUGAGCGGCUCCGUUUUUGGGGGUGA
Symbiodinium necroappetens is the source of this 186-nucleotide messenger RNA. NCBI's taxonomy places the organism in Eukaryota, Dinophyceae, Suessiales, Symbiodiniaceae. The record is from the annotation of a GenBank genome assembly.